UGUCGGCUUGCAGCCGCCAGCUUUUCGGUGUUUCGAGAGGGAGAGCGUGGGCUCCGGCGAGUUCUACGUGCCAGCUCCUAAGGUUCUUGCUUUUCCAAAUCAAGAAGACAGUGCACGAAACCAGGGGACAUCAGCUAUGCUCCAAACAACUUGGCCUCAGGAGCCCGUGACCUUCGAGGAUGUGGCCGUGUACUUCACCCGGAAUCAGUGGGCCAUCCUGGACCUUGCGCAGAGGGCCUUGUACCGGGAGGUGAUGCUGGAGAAUUAUACCAACGUGGCUUCCCUGGUAGCAUUUCCAUUCCCCAAACCCCCUCUGGUCUCCCGGCUGGAGAGAGGGGACGCGGCAUGGGGCCCGGACCCCUGGCAAGCGGAGGUUCUGAGAGGCCUCCGUCCAGGCGGUGCGUCCUGGAUGGAGACCGAGGAGCCGGCCGGGAAGCGGGAAGGCGCCGCAGAGGCCGAGGCUGGAGGACAUCUCACAAACGUUCCCCAGCACUUUGACUUUAAAAGCGAGGCGACAUGGCACACGUUCAGCCUGAACCCGAAUCUGAUCCUUCGUGGGGGAAUGAAGUUCUACGAGUGCAAAGAGUGUGGGAAGAUCUUCAGGUACAACUCGAAGCUGAUUCGGCACCAGAUGAGUCACAGCGGCGAGAAGCCCUUCAAAUGUAAGGCGUGCGGCAAAGCCUUCAAGUCGAGCUACGACUGCAUCGUGCACGAGAAGAAUCACACCGGAGAGGGGCCCUACGAAUGCAAGCAGUGCGGCAAGGGCCUGAGUUCCAACACGGCCCUGACGCAGCACCAGAGGAUCCACACGGGCGAGAAGCCGUUCGCGUGUCAGGAGUGCGGGAAGGCCUUCCGCCGGAGCGCCGCGCACCUGCAGCACCGGCGGCUGCACACGGGCGAGAAGCUGUACCGCUGCCGGGAGUGCUGCAAGGCCUUCGGCUGCAGGUCGCUCUUCCUCGUGCACCAGCGGACUCACACCGGGGAGAAGCCCUUCCGGUGUCAGCAGUGCGGCAAGGCGUUCACGCAGAAGGUCGCCUCCAUCCAGCACCAGCGGGUGCACACCGGGGAGAAGCCCUAUGAGUGCAAGGUGUGCGGGAAGGCCUUCAAAUGGUACGGCAGCUUUGUUCAGCACCAGAAACUGCACCCUGUGGAGAAGAAGCCCCUCGAGGUUUUUGGGCACCCCCCGAAGGGUCCCCAGGGCCCCGCUCCGGCCCUACCGGCUGUUCCUGUCCAGGGCCCGUGCUCGGCCCCAGCCGUGGCCGUGCCUUCGCUGACCUUUCCGCACGCCGUGCUCCUUCCUACCCCCGGGCCUUUGUUCAUGCUGCUGCCCGCAUCUGGAAUGCCUUCUUCACCUGUCCAAAUAAUGCUGCGGCAAGCUCCGAGUGUCAUCGGAGGAGCCUUUGAGUAA
Molecule: messenger RNA, 1408 nt
Organism: Suricata suricatta (meerkat)
Lineage: Eukaryota; Metazoa; Chordata; Mammalia; Carnivora; Herpestidae
Product: zinc finger protein 621-like
Exons: 6
Coding region: 137-1408 (423 amino acids)
Biological process (GO): regulation of transcription by RNA polymerase II
Molecular function (GO): DNA-binding transcription factor activity; RNA polymerase II cis-regulatory region sequence-specific DNA binding
Source: RefSeq, a predicted model, not a curated record